AUUCAAGACAGUGCGCAUAAAGGACAUGUUCAGUUGGAAGCGUUCGUUCAUCUUUGGUUUGGUGUGUUGUUUUCUUGUGGUUGAGCUCCGGGGACAAGCUCAACCGGACACUGAAUGGUGGAAAACGGCCGUUCUGUAUCAAAUCUAUCCUCGAUCGUUCUACGACACCGAUGGUAAUGGAGUUGGCGAUAUCCGUGGAGUGACGGCCAAGUUACAGUACCUCAAAGACACCGGUAUCGAUGCCACGUGGCUGAGUCCAAUCUUCAAGUCACCGCAGCGAGACUUCGGGUACGAUGUGAGUGAUUUUCUGGAAGUUGAUCCCCUGUUCGGUACUAAUCGAGAUCUAGAAGAACUUUUCGCCGAGGCGAAGAAAUUAGGGUUGAAGAUCGUGCUCGAUUUCGUACCGAACCACUCGAGUAUUGAGCACUGGUGGUUUAAACAGUCAGAGUUAGGUGUUGAACCGUACCGGGAUUACUAUGUGUGGCACCCGGGUAAACCGGUGGCGGGACAGUCGCGACCCGCAGUACCAAAUAAUUGGAACUCCGUCUUCUACGGUUCCGCCUGGGAGUGGAGUGAGAUCCGGCAAGAGUACUACCUGCAUCAGUUCGAAGUUGGCCAGCCGGACCUAAACUUCCGAAAUGCGAAGGUGAUCGAGGAGUUCGACAACAUCCUCACGUUCUGGAUGGCGCGCGGUGCGUCCGGCUUUCGGGUCGAUGCUAUAAACCACAUGUUUGAGGAUGCUCUGUUUCGCGACGAACCCAUCAACGAUCCAUCCGAUCCAUUGAGCUACGGCUACACGCAUCACAUCUACACAAAUAAUCUGCUGGAGACGUAUGACGUAAUUGGACACUGGCGAAAGGUGAUUGACGAAUUCGUGGAACAAACUGGUUCAGACACCGUCAUCAUGCUGACAGAGGCAUACACCAGCAUGGAUAUGGUACUGCGCUUCUACCAAUCGGACGACGGUUCUGAGCAGCGAGCACACUUCCCGUUCAACUUUGUGCUGCUGGGCGAGCUGAAUGGCGCUUCCAAGGCACGCGACUUUAAGUAUGUAAUUGAUCGUUGGUUGGAAAACUUGCCCCGGGGCAAGGUGACCAACUGGGUGCUGGGCAAUCACGAUCAACCUCGUGUUGGCAGUCGCUACGGCGAGGAGCGUAUUGAUGCGAUGAACGUGCUGCUGAUGACGCUGCCCGGUGUGGCGGUCACGUACAAUGGGGAAGAAAUCGGAAUGGUCGACUAUCGCGAUAUGUCCUGGGAGGAUAGUCUAGAUCCGCAGGGCUGUAACGUUGGACCGGAGGAGUACAGGUGGAAAUCGCGCGAUCCUCAACGCACACCGUUCCAGUGGGACGAUACGUUUAAUGGAGGAUUUUCCACGGCCAACAAAACAUGGCUCCCGCUGUAUCCUUACUAUCGGCAGAACAAUCUUCGCAAACAGCUCGAAAGUGACUGGAGUCAUUACAAGGUGUAUACGGAAGCUGUCAAGCUACGUCGCCAUCGGGUGUUUCGCGAGGGUUCGUUCCGUUCGAAAGCAUUCGACGAGCAUGUGUUUGGGUUUGUGCGCUAUCUGAAGGACGAUCCUGCCGAUGGUUCGUUCAUGGUAGUUAUCAUCAACUUGACAGACGAGCCGAGUGAGAUUGAUCUGUACGACGUGUACGAUUCGAUAGGCGAUAGAGAUGCGCGCGUUUAUUUGGUUGGAACCGAGUCUCGCUACAAGAUCAACCAGGUAGUUAAUGCUUCGCGGUUGCUUAUCGGACCGUACGAGUCGAUCAUCGUGGGUAACGAUGCUUCCUCGUCUUUCGGAACUAUUACGGGGUGCCAUAGACUUAUUAUAGCAUCUUUAGCUUUGGUUGGAAUUCUAAUGAAACUGACGUAUCUUUAGAGUGAUGAGGAACAGUUCUAAGUGAAGUAAGGUCAAGUCCUGGGAUAUUCAAUUAUUAAACCUGUGUACAAUGUUGCAUUCGUGUGGGAUUCUUCACUUUUGCUAUAAUUCUAAGAAAUCGUGAAAGCAUAUAUCCUUCUCCACACAUCGGCCCAUCACCGGUUGACAGUUAAAACACCGUCCACUCCUUUCUAUAUAAUAAUGAUCCCUUGUCUACUAUCCCCAGGAUCGCCACUGGUCAGAAGUUUUUGCUUUAAAAAUGUAUACCCAUCGAACUGCAAUCUACAAAUUACAGAACUUACUGUCAACUGCGCUGGUGCGAUUCAUCGCUUUACCGAGAAUGUCGUUUUUAAAAUCGCGGUAAAUUGAAAGGACCACCAGCACGGUGGUAAAUUAUGCAUCCAAUAAAGUCAUUGCGGCGUACAGCGAUGCGCUGGUGCUGGCUAUGUUUUUUUUCCUCUCCUCCUAA
Anopheles stephensi (Asian malaria mosquito) is the source of this 2348-nucleotide messenger RNA. RefSeq names its product maltase 1-like. Lineage: Eukaryota; Metazoa; Arthropoda; Insecta; Diptera; Culicidae. The record is from RefSeq and is a predicted model, not a curated record. The transcript has 4 exons. The coding region runs from base 26 to 1879 and encodes 617 amino acids. Gene Ontology annotation, biological process: carbohydrate metabolic process.